AAGCCACCUUCUCCGGGUGCUCGGCAGUGCACCCUGCAGACAGUGGAGAGUGGAGUCUUGUGAGUAAGGGUCUCCUGCAGGGUGUUACUACGCCGGUCGGAAACCAUGGCAGACAAACGGGAUCCAGCCAGCGACCAGAUGAAGCUCUGGAAGGAGCAGCGGUCCGCGCAGAAACCUGAUGUCCUGACCACAGGGGCUGGUAAUCCCAUAGGAGACAAACUUAAUGUUAUGACAGUAGGGCCGAAAGGACCCCUUCUUGUUCAGGAUGUGGUUUUCACUGAUGAAAUGGCUCACUUCGACCGUGAGAGAAUUCCUGAGAGAGUGGUGCAUGCAAAGGGAGCAGGAGCCUUUGGCUACUUUGAGGUCACACAUGACAUUACCAGAUACUCCAAAGCCAAGGUGUUUGAGCAUGUUGGAAAGAGGACUCCCAUUGCAGUUCGAUUCUCUACUGUCGCUGGAGAGUCAGGCUCAGCUGAUACUGUUCGUGACCCUCGUGGGUUUGCAGUGAAGUUUUACACCGAAGAUGGGAACUGGGAUCUUGUUGGAAACAACACACCCAUUUUCUUCAUCAGGGAUGCCAUGUUGUUUCCAUCCUUUAUCCACAGCCAGAAGAGAAACCCUCAGACCCACCUGAAGGACCCAGAUAUGGUCUGGGACUUCUGGAGCCUCCGCCCCGAGUCUCUGCAUCAGGUUUCCUUCUUGUUCAGCGAUCGAGGAAUUCCAGAUGGACACAGGCACAUGAAUGGAUAUGGAUCUCAUACCUUCAAGCUGGUUAAUGCUAGUGGAGAGGCAGUUUACUGCAAGUUCCAUUAUAAGACUGACCAGGGCAUCAAAAACCUUCCUGUUGAAGAAGCAGCAAGACUUUCCCAGGAAGAUCCUGACUAUGGCCUCCGAGAUCUUUAUAAUGCUAUUGCCACGGGAAACUACCCCUCCUGGACUUUUUACAUCCAGGUUAUGACAUUCAGUCAGGCAGAAAAUUUUCCAUUUAAUCCAUUUGAUCUUACCAAGGUUUGGCCUCACAGUGAUUACCCUCUUAUCCCAGUUGGUAAACUGGUCUUAAACCGGAAUCCAGUUAAUUACUUUGCUGAAGUUGAACAGAUUGCCUUUGACCCAAGCAACAUGCCUCCUGGCAUUGAGCCCAGCCCUGAUAAGAUGCUUCAGGGCCGCCUUUUUGCCUAUCCUGACACUCACCGCCACCGCCUGGGACCCAACUAUCUUCAGAUACCUGUGAACUGUCCCUACCGUGCCCGACCAGCCAACUACCAGCGUGAUGGUCCUAUGUGCAUGUUCGACAAUCAGGGUGGUGCACCAAACUAUUACCCCAACAGCUUUAGCGCACCUGAACAACUGCAUUCUGCCCUAGAACAUGGCUCCAGAUAUUCUGUAGAUGUGCAGCGUUUCAACAGUGCCAAUGAUGAUAACGUCUCCCAGGUGCGAACUUUCUAUACUAAAGUACUGAAUGAAGAGCAGAGAAAACGUCUCUGUGAGAACAUUGCUGGCCAUCUGAAAGACGCACAACUUUUCAUCCAGAAGAAAGCGGUCAAGAACUUCAGCGAUGUCCAUCCUGACUAUGGGGCCUGCAUUCAGUCUCUUUUGGACAUAUACAAUGCUAAGAAGUCUCAGGGUGCAAUUCAUACCUACACACAGCAUGGGACUCAUCUGGCUGCAAAGGAGAAAGCAAAUCUGUGAGGCUCAAGGGGCCUUUAUCACUGUGCACGUCCUCCCACCAAUGAAGCCCAGUGUGGUAUACACACAUGUCACCCUCUGUUCACCAACUUGCUCACAGCUGCAUAGAAAAUUCUGGAUGGGAGAUUCUUCUGUGCUUGGUAUAAAAAUGCAAGUUCAUGUCUUUAAAAUGAUAAUCCAAGUUUCUUUAGCAAUUAAUGUAAGCAUGGCUUUUAAUACUGUUUAAGCAUGCUUUUUAAUACCUAGGGAAAACUGAUGGCUUGGGCAUUAACAAUCAUUUAAUAGAAACAUAUUUGCUUUUGACAGUUGGCUGGAUUAUUCAUUUCAAAUGAACAGAAUGAAAGCUUGUAGCAUAUGAUUUUAUCCGAUAAGAAAAAAAAAAGUAGUGAAAAUAGUAUGUUUAUAUCAUCUCUUGUUGAUUAUAUAAAACAUGGCAACAAUUACCUAAGGAAAGGUAAAGAUAAUUCACUUAGAAAUUUAAAUUUUCUAAAUUAUAGAAAAGAUAUUUAAUGAGUCUUAUCUAUCUAAUAUAAUUUCAUUACCAUUGUGACUUAAUAAUUAUUCCUUCUUGGAAUUGAUCAGAAUUUUUUUAAACUUGGAAUUACAUCUGUGCUGUUACAGCACUGACUUUUGCAACAGACUGAUUUGUAAUUGCUUACAUUUUUGCAAUAAAAUAAUCUAUAUGUAAGAAUA
Molecule: messenger RNA, 2379 nt
Organism: Erinaceus europaeus (western European hedgehog)
Lineage: Eukaryota; Metazoa; Chordata; Mammalia; Eulipotyphla; Erinaceidae
Gene: CAT
Product: catalase
Exons: 13
Coding region: 106-1689 (527 amino acids)
Biological process (GO): hydrogen peroxide catabolic process; response to hydrogen peroxide
Cellular component (GO): peroxisome; cytoplasm; mitochondrion
Molecular function (GO): heme binding; catalase activity
Source: RefSeq, a predicted model, not a curated record